Messenger RNA from Theobroma cacao (cacao), 2077 nucleotides. Its product is annotated as Plant invertase/pectin methylesterase inhibitor superfamily. Gene Ontology annotation, molecular function: enzyme inhibitor activity; pectinesterase activity. The record is from RefSeq and is a predicted model, not a curated record. Gene Ontology annotation, biological process: cell wall modification. Lineage: Eukaryota; Viridiplantae; Streptophyta; Magnoliopsida; Malvales; Malvaceae.
GAUUAAUAUUGUAUUGUUAUUACAGUAUCACAGACGUUAAUCCAAACAAAAAUCCAUGCAACUUAUGUUCCCAAAGACAUUAUGUUAAAACAAUGAGCAAUUCCCCUUAGCCUUAUCUCAUCUCCUAGGCCUAUAAAAUAAAGAAAAUUCCUCUUAGCUUUUGCAGCAGUUUUCAAUGGCUUCCUCCAAUCCAAAAUUGUCUGUUCUCCUCUUCACCAUUUUCUUCUCUUCAACAUUUGCUCUCAACACUUCUUCUACAACUUCUCUGAACUCCAAUCUCUCUUCCAUACGAAGUUUUUGCGAAACCACACCAUACCCAGAUGCUUGCUUUGAUUCAUUGAAGCUUUCCAUUUCGAUAAAUAUCAGUCCCAACAUACUUAGCUACCUACUCCAAACUCUCCAGAGUGCCUUAUCUGAAGCUGGAAAGCUAACCAAUCUAUUCUCUAAUGGUGGGAGAGCAAAUAUUGUUGAAAAACAAAGAGGAACAAUGAAAGACUGCAAGGACCUCCACCAAAUCACACUAUCUUCCUUGCAAAAGUCAGUAUCAAGAAUCCGAUCAGGAGAUUCACGGAAGCUAGCUGAUGCAAGAGCUUAUCUCAGUGCAGCUCUCACAAACAAGAAUACAUGUUUAGAAGGACUAGAUUCUGCUUCCGGUCCAUUGAAACCUAUUCUGGUGAAAUCUUUGAUUAGUACUUACAAGCAUGUCAGUAACUCUCUUUCAAUGCUUCCUAAGUCAGGUUCUAAAAAAGGCCAUCGAAAUCGUCGCCUCCUGGGAUUUCCAAGCUGGUUGUCAAGAAAAGCUCGCCGGAUUUUGCACAGCACUGAUGAUGAAUACGACCCGACUGAAGUGCUUACUGUAGCUGCCGAUGGAACAGGAAAUUUCAGUACCAUCAGUGAUGCUAUAAAAUUUGCUCCAAAUAAUAGUAAUGACAGAAUAAUUGUCAAUGUUAGAGAAGGGAUUUAUGAAGAGAAUGUGGAAAUUCCAAGCUACAAAACCAACAUUGUUCUGCUUGGAGAUGGAAGUGAUGUCACUUUCAUCACUGGUAACAGAAGUGUGUUUGAUGGCUGGACCACUUUCAGAUCUGCAACUGUUGCGGUAUCUGGUGAAGGCUUUUUGGCUCGGGACAUAACCAUCGAGAACAGCGCAGGGCCAGAGAAGCACCAAGCAGUUGCAUUAAGAGUAAACGCAGACUUCGCUGCACUGUACAGAUGCACAAUCGAUGGUUAUCAGGAUACAUUAUAUGCCCACUCCUUUCGACAAUUUUACCGUAAAUGUGACAUAUAUGGUACCAUAGAUUACAUAUUUGGGAAUGCUGCUGUGGUCUUCCAGGCAUGUAACAUAAUCUCCAGAAUGCCAAUGCGAGGUCAGUUCACAGUAAUUGCUGCUCAAUCUCGAGACUCCCCAGAUGAGAACACUGGAAUUUCGAUACAGAAUUGUUCAGUUCUUGCCACAGACGAACUGUAUGGGAAUUCAAGCAGUGUUAAAAGCUACCUUGGGAGGCCGUGGCGGCUGUACUCGACAACAGUUUAUCUUGAAUCCUACAUUGAUGAUUUUAUCGAUCCUACUGGAUGGACUAAGUGGUCAGGUGAUCAAGGUUUAGACACCCUUUAUUAUGGAGAGUACAAUAAUUAUGGACCAGGUUCAGGAACGGAUAAUCGAGUUACUUGGCCUGGCUAUCACAUAAUGGAUUAUGAUAGCGCCUAUAAUUUUACAGUCUCAGAGUUCAUUACUGGUGAAGCCUGGCUGGAUUCUACUUCAUUCCCAUAUGAUGAAGGGAUUUGACCAAAGUAUAACUACCAUCUUGGUCUUUCUAGUCUAUUUCUAAUACUGUAAUGAGACUUUAGCCGAGUGGCCUGCAAGAAGGUUGUGAAAGAUAAUUAAGAUAUAAGAGAGGCUUUACUUUACAGGUCAGACCCACAUGGACCUUGAGUCUUGUCUGAUGGUAGGUUGUAGUUUUCAAAGUUUAAUUUGUAAUAUAGAACUGUAAAAAGUGCAAACUGCCAAGCAGAAUUGCCCAAGGCGAUUUGGUUGAAGUGAUUCUGGUGAAUGUUUUGAACUGUACAUUAUUUUGGCUUA